Molecule: messenger RNA, 2254 nt
Organism: Frankliniella occidentalis (western flower thrips)
Lineage: Eukaryota; Metazoa; Arthropoda; Insecta; Thysanoptera; Thripidae
Product: angiotensin-converting enzyme-like
Exons: 9
Coding region: 169-2181 (670 amino acids)
Biological process (GO): proteolysis
Cellular component (GO): plasma membrane
Molecular function (GO): peptidyl-dipeptidase activity; metallopeptidase activity
Source: RefSeq, a predicted model, not a curated record
GUUCAGCGUAUUCAGUAUCUCUGGGUCGGGGAGAGACGGCCGCCGGCGAUAAGCUGACGAAAGGUAGUUGGUAUGUAAUCAACACUAGUCCUGCGAGAGAUAACAGCCGGGGCUCGCUUAUUCGGACGGACCACUCCAUACCGCAACGAGUCGAGGAGCGACGCGAGGAUGAGGGUGGCUGUCGUCCUCCUAGCUGUGCUGUGCAUCGGGGGUGCGACGGCGCGAUGUCUUCGUGGUGGCGUGGACCGCCUGGGCCGCGUCUCCGUCGUGUCCGCGAGGCCCGCGAGGUCCGCGCCCAACGCCACCGCGUCCGUGGGCAAGGACGCGGCCAUCACGGAGCUCAAACUGAGGCAGUACCUCGCGGCCGAGUACGAGCAGCAAGCCACCUACCACUGUAACAAGGUCAACGAGGCCGACUGGAACUACAAUGUAGACCUCCUCAACCCCGACACCACAGCCAAAAAAAAUGCGGCCACUUCGGCCAUGGCCAGCUUCACGAGGAAGUCUUGGGAAGUAUACUUCAAGGACCUGGACGCGUCCAAGAUCAAGGACAGCCAGCUCCGACGGCAGGUUCAUUUCCUCCAGUCGUUGGGCACGGCGGCGCUGUCGGACGAGGAGUUCCAGCAGCUCAACACGCACCUGAAUAGCAUGCAGACCACGUACGGCACGGCCAAGGUGUGCCCCUACACGAAUCAGCAGUGCGCCCUGGAGACUGAGGGCCUGGACCUCGACCCCGGCGUCGAGGAGAUCAUCACGACCAGCCAGGACUACGACGAGCUGACGUACAUCUGGAAGGCGUGGCACGACGCCUCGGGCAAGAAGAUGCGCAGCGACUACAAGGAGUACGUGGCGCUGUCCAACAAGGCCGCCACGGCCAACGGUUUCGCCGACAUGGGCGCGAUGUGGCAGGGGACGUACGAAGUAGACGAGUUCCAGAAAACCAUCGAUGAGCUGUGGGCCGAGGUGCAGCCCCUGUACGCCGCGCUGCACAAGUACACCCUGAACAAGCUGCGCGGGCGCUACCCGGACCAUAUCGGAGCGAACGACACGCUGAUCCCGGGCCACAUACUCGGCAACAUGUGGGGCCAGACUUGGAUCAACUUGUACGAUCUGCUAAAGCCGUACCCCAACGCCUCCUCCUACGACGUGACCAACGCGCUCCGGCAGCAGGCAUUCGACGCCAAGAAGAUGUUCAAGUACGCCGACGACUUCUACCAGUCCAUGGGCCUGCUCUCCAACGAGAUGUGCUACGGGCCAAAGGCCAUGAUCGAAAAGCCCGUGGGCAGGGAGGUGACGUGCCACGCCUCGGCCUGGGACUUCUGCGACGGACAGGACUUCCGGAUAAAGAUGUGCACCAAGAUCAACCAGGACGACUUCCGCACCAUCCACCACGAGAUGGGCCACAUUCAGUACUACCAGCAGUACGCGCACCUUCCCUACGUGCUGCGGGACGGCGCCAACCCGGGCUUCCACGAGGCCAUCGGUGACACCAUCGCCCUCUCGGUGGACACCCCCAAACACCUCGAGACGGUGAAGCUGCUCACGGGCUACGACGACACCAAAGAGAGCCGCAUUAACGCUCUCAUGAAGAUGGCGCUGGAAAAGGUGGCGUUCUUACCGUUCGGGCUACUGGUGGACCUGUGGCGCUGGGACGUGUUCGCCGGCCGGGUGAAGGAGUCUGAGUGGAACAAGCACUGGUGGGACCUCAAGGCCAAGUACCAGCUGGUGAGCCCGCCUGUAACCCGCUCCGAAGAUGACUUCGACCCCGGCGCCAAGUACCACGUCCCCGCCGACUCCAAGUACAUCUCGUACUUCCUGGCCAACAUCCUGCAGUUCCAGUUCUACCGCGCGCUGUGCAUCGAGGCCGGCCAAUACACGCCAGACGACCCGAAGAGCGAGCCGCUGCACGCGUGCGACUUCUUCGAGAGCAAGGCGGCGGGCGCCAAGCUCGCGGCCGGUCUAUCGCUGGGCGCGUCCGUGCACUGGAAGGACACGCUGCUCGUCAUGACGAACGGCACCGAGAUGAACGGGAAGGCGCUGCUCGAGUACUUUGCGCCGCUCUACGAGUUCCUCCUCGAGGCCAACGGCGACAAGCCGGGCACCUCGGGCACCUCCAGCGCCACGGGCUUCCUGGUGCUGUCCGUGCUCGCCCCCGUCGGGCUGAUGCUGCUCGUGAGGUAGCGAGGCGGAGCGCGCCGCCGUCGGGCUGACGAGGGCGGAGCGGGUGUUGUAAAUAAAGCGACAACUCGGCGCA